CUCCAGCAAAGGAGGAUCUAGGGUUUUCAACGUCAAAGCAGAUUCUUUCGGACAAUCUACUGCUUCAAAGUUGCCAGAGAGAAUAAACAAUGUUGGGGAUGCAGAUGCCGACAUUUCAAACGGAAAAUCUCUAGCAAAGAGUAAUCUAGUGUUGUCAAAAUUGAUGGGAGAUUCUUCCAUUGAAGUUGCAGCAAAAGAUUUGGAAAAUUUUAAAAAAUCCACAGCUGCAGCAAAAGAUUCAGAAAAUUUUCAAAAAUCCCCAGUUGCAACGUCACUAGAAGUUUCAAAGGGAAAAUCUCUGGCAGAACGGAAUCCAGAGUUCUCAAAACCGUCAAGAGAUUCUUCAGCACAAGUUGCAGCUAAAAUUCUGUUUUUGACAUUAAAUGGAUCUCAUUUUUUAAUUCCGUAACUUUUUAUUCUAAAUAUAGGCCCAAAGGUGAUGGCUGCCUGAGGAUGAAGGUCGAAAGGUCCGCCUCUACCUGUGUCUAUCCUGAGAAGAUAUCUGAUGGGGGCGGAUUCGUCGAUGCUUCUGUUGCUGCUAGGAGUGAAGAGGAUUUCUGCGAUUGGAACCCCCCAGGGCCAAUAGUUAGGAAUGGAGGAAGCAGAGUGAGUAUUGCCGAGAGAAGGGCUGCGAGGUGUGGUUUCAAUGCGCUGAGGAUCAAUACUGCUCGGUAUCGGUCUGUCAACCUGUUGUCUUCGCCAGCUGUUCAUUCGCCGUAUCUCACAAUACGGCCUGCUCUCAGCCCCACGGCAUUGCUGGAUUCUCCGGUCAUUCUUCCAAAUUCACAGCCCAGUCCCUGUUUUCAAUAAGCAAUCUCAUCUGUCCCCUACUUCAAGGAAAUGGCAAGAGAAGUGAGUUUUUCAUCUUCCAAUUAAUUUCCCUUAUGUUAUUUUAUCCUAUCUUGAAUCUAUAAUAGGAUUUUCAACUUUUUUUUUUUUUUUUGUGUGUUUUUAUUAUGUUAUUGUCUCUAAUAUUGAAUUUAUGGCUAGCCCCAGCAGAAUAUAUUCUAUUCAAGCAACUAGAUACUAUUUUAGAAGCAUAUACAAUCAGCCAUAGCUCCAGCAGGGCCAAUUUUAGAAAUAUAUUACCCAUGGUGGGAUAUGUUUGAUACUACACAGAGUUCUAAUGCUAUUGCUUUUGUUAAAUUAAGACUUUUUCCUUCAUCACAAGAGGAUUGAUUAACAUGGUAUGUGGGAGGGUAGGAGGGAACAAUAGAGAGACACUUCUCUCUUACUCUCGAAAUGUAGUAGAGCCUAUAUAAAGGUUUCUAAAACUGCACAUUACAAUAGAAUGACAAUUUUCCGAGUAGAAAUUGACUCAAUUAUGUGUUGCUUUGUUUUCACCUACCACUAGUUGCUAGACUAAUUGGAGAAUUCAAACGGUCCCUUGAGUUUUUUCUACCGUAUGAUUUGGUAUGAGGUAAUUUUAGCUUUCAAGCGGUAUGUGAAGUAUUUUGCUGUUUUGAUAUUGCUACAACAAAUUGUCAUCAAAGCAAGUUCUGAUUUCUUGGGCAUUUUUCAUUUUUCAGAUAAUCAAUUUUUCUUCCCCAGAUCUUCAAUCAUCCUAUGGGUUGAGACUUUUAUUUUCCAUAUGAAUGAAUGGGAGACUUAUGUUGUC
This is a messenger RNA of Magnolia sinica, 1618 nucleotides long. RefSeq names its product probable WRKY transcription factor 2. The record is from RefSeq and is a predicted model, not a curated record. NCBI's taxonomy places the organism in Eukaryota, Viridiplantae, Streptophyta, Magnoliopsida, Magnoliales, Magnoliaceae. The transcript is spliced from 2 exons. The coding region runs from base 454 to 810 and encodes 118 amino acids.